Molecule: messenger RNA, 813 nt
Organism: Symbiodinium sp. CCMP2456
Lineage: Eukaryota; Dinophyceae; Suessiales; Symbiodiniaceae
Source: the annotation of a GenBank genome assembly
AUGGGCUUCGAGGAGGAUGAUCUCCUGGACACAGAGAUCGAGGCCUUGGCGGCGGAAGCUCGAGCCGCCAAGGCAGAGCUCGGAGCUCUCCGGGCCGCCCGCGCCGCGGCCACGGCAGAGGAUUUCGAGACCGGCCAAGAGAGGAUGGCCGAGUGGGCAUCACGGAUUCGGGUGACCACCCAGGAGGCCGCUGCAAUGCAGGCGCAGCAGCACAUGACCCAAGCGCACUUGAAGGCUCUGCAAGCCAUGAUCAGCAGCACGGCUGGGCAGGUCCGAUCCCGUGAGGCUGUGCUGUAUGGUGUGCUGGCGCAGGCUGAGGAGUACGAGGCCGCCGCGCUCAGUGCACAGCAGAAUGAGGCGCAGGCAGCUGCAGAAGCGACGGUGUCGCCUGUCCAGGAAGACCCGGAGGAGGCAAUGCUGAAACAGAGGCUCUGGCAGCUGACUGCCUCCUGCGACCGACUCGUAGAUGAGGUGCACAGCGCCAGACAGGAGCGCUCGGCAGAAGCGAGGACCUUGAGUGCCCUCUCCUACACUGAGGAUCGGCUUGCAGAGUCCCGCCACGAAGCGGCAAGGCUUUCAGCGGAGGUGUCGCAGCCGGCACCUGCGCGGCUGCAGGACCCGCGAAGCUCAAGGCUGCGAGGCAGCAGAGCGUCCGCAUCGGCCCGGCGCUCAGGUGCUCAGCUUCUUGGGAGGUCCAUCACUUGGCUUCGGGCUUACGGAGCCUUCGACGGUUUUAUUGAGGGAUUUUGUAAGUUUUCAGAUUGUUUUUUUGGAAGGGUUCUCUUAGGGUUCUCAAGCUGGGUUUGGAUUUGA